AUGGCUCCAAGCGGUAAAGAGGAAACUUCUUCUAGUCCACCACCAUUUUCUUGGUCUGAAUUGGCCAAAGAUGCAGUGUGGUCGAUGAAAUCGUUAGUGAUCAACCCGGAAUUCUGCCGGAUCGUGGUUUUUCCACUUUUGAUAGCUGAGUCAAUCGCUAUGGAGGUAAUUAUCCUCAAUGUUCCUUACACAGAGAUCGAUUAUUCAACUUACAUGCAGCAGAUCGACCUUAUUGAGAAGGGAGAACUUCAUUAUAGCCAGGUAGCUGGAGAUACUGGCCCCAUAGUCUACCCAGGAGGCUACGUUUGGAUUUAUUCGUGGAUGAAGUUUCUUACUAACGGCAUAGAGAACUUGCGUUUGGGUCAGGAGGCCUUCCGGAUUCUCUACUUGGCAACCUUGUUGCUUGUGUUUGUGGCAUACUUCCUCACUGGGGCACAUAUUCGGCCUUAUCUGUUGUAUCUGCUUGUGUUGUCCAAAAGAUUGCACUCCAUUUACGUUUUAAGACUGUUUAACGACUGUUUUGCGACCUUUUUCUCUGUAGCUGCCGUUGUGGCGUUGCAGGUUGCUGCCAGGGUUAAGGUUUCUGGAGGAUUUACUUCCAAAAACUCCAGAUGGCUCAUUGUUCUCUGUUUAUUGGCUGCUGAUUUGCUUGCCGUGGCCAUUUCCGUCAAAAUGAAUGCUCUUCUCUAUUUGCCAGGCUUUUUGGUGGUGGUAUACUUCCUCUGCAAUGAAAAUCUACUCAAAACUGCUCUCGUUUCACUCUUCGGUUUCCUUGUAGAGCUCGGGAUGAACAGCAAAUUUCUUUUCGACUCGGAUCUUCAAGUCCGUACCGAAUUCAUUUCGAAUGCUUUCGAUUUCGGCCGUCAAUUUCUUUUCGAAUGGUCCGUCAACUGGAAGUUUCUUGGUCCGCAGUUAUUCUCAAGUCGUGUCUUCCAUACAGCUUUGCUUAUUUUGCACGUGAUCGUACUCUUAGCUUUCCUAUUCUGUCGUUGGUUAUCGAAGUCCCUAAUUGGGAAGUCCCUUUCACAAUUUAUUCGCGAUGCCAUAACAAAGCCCCAUCAAGAUACCAUAUGCCAGGAUAAUGUGAUAUUCUCACCCGACAACUCUACCAACUUUGUGCUUUGGGUCAUGACCCUCUCUAACUUCAUUGGUGUGCUUUUUUCGCGUAGUUUGCACUACCAAUUUCUUUGCUGGUAUUCAUAUUCGCUUCCCUAUUUGUUAUAUACGACAGGAUUGCCUAUGGUGGUGAUAACUGCACUCUUUGCAGCUCACGAGUGGUGUUGGGAUGUGUAUCCGUCGACCCCUGUGAGCUCGGCUGUGUUGGUUUCCAUUCUAUUGAUUGUAGUUGUGGCAAAUUACUUGAGUAAUCCUUUCAGAAUUGUCAGACAGGAUACUAAGUCGAAGGAGGAAUGA
Molecule: messenger RNA, 1413 nt
Organism: Brettanomyces nanus
Lineage: Eukaryota; Fungi; Ascomycota; Pichiomycetes; Pichiales; Pichiaceae
Exons: 1
Coding region: 1-1413 (470 amino acids)
Cellular component (GO): endoplasmic reticulum
Molecular function (GO): dol-P-Man:Man(5)GlcNAc(2)-PP-Dol alpha-1,3-mannosyltransferase activity
Source: RefSeq, a predicted model, not a curated record